Copidosoma floridanum is the source of this 1825-nucleotide messenger RNA. RefSeq names its product solute carrier family 30 member 1 (gene ZnT63C). Gene Ontology annotation, biological process: zinc ion transmembrane transport; intracellular zinc ion homeostasis; detoxification of zinc ion. Gene Ontology annotation, cellular component: membrane. Gene Ontology annotation, molecular function: zinc ion transmembrane transporter activity. NCBI's taxonomy places the organism in Eukaryota, Metazoa, Arthropoda, Insecta, Hymenoptera, Encyrtidae. The record is from RefSeq and is a predicted model, not a curated record.
CUGCCGGCCAUCAGCAUCAUCGUCACGAGCACAAGCGGACCAUUUGCAAAACAGCUACUGCAGCUGUUGCAGCAGCUGCUGCAAUCCCACUGUUUGGUACACACGGUACACGAGUAUAUACAUUAGAUACACCUACCUAUAGUUUUCAAGAGAAAAAAAGUGUUUGUGACAAGUGCCCUGUGUGAAAAAGACGCAGAUUUUUUCUUCGACGUCUUCGCCAAUAUAAUCGAAUCACACUUGUGCUCCAAUAGCACGGCCUUAUCUUUAACUCUCUGUCCAUACACCUUGCGGACAAUCAACACACGUAUAAAAAAUGGGCCGAUUCACUGGAAAAAAGUGUCGGCUGUUGACCAUGUUAUGGUUGACAGCGUUUUUCUUUCUGGUGGAGAUAAUAGUAGGAUACGUCACGAAUUCCAUGGCUCUCAUAGCGGACAGCUUUCACAUGCUAUCAGACGUUGCCGCCUUGGUCGUGGCAUUUCUUUCCGUGAAAAUGUCCCCGAAAAAAUGGUCAAAAAACACCUUCGGUUGGGCCAGAGCCGAGGUGUUGGGAGCCCUGGUGAAUGCAGUUUUCCUAGUCGCCCUGUGCUUUAGUAUAACAGUCGAGGCCUGCAAGAGGUUCAUCGAAGUCGAGGAAAUCCACGAGGCCGCGCUACUCGUCGCCGUCGGCGCCUUGGGCCUUUUAGUUAAUUUAGUAGGAUUAUGCCUUUUCCACGAGCACGGUCAUGGUCACAGCCACUCGCACAGCAUUUCGCGCAGUCACAAUCGGCUGAGCACUCUUGUGGGAGCAGAUGACAAUGAAAACGACGAGACUUACAGGCCACCUUCGCCGGUCAAGCACGUUGGUGGCCACGGACACUCGCACAUCCAUGACCCCAGCCAGAUGAACAUGCGCGGGGUCUUUCUUCACGUGCUGUCCGACGCCUUGGGCUCUGUUAUCGUCAUUAUAUCUGCGCUCAUUGUUUGGCUCACCCAGUGGAAGUACAAAUUUUACAUCGAUCCUGCUCUAUCUUUGCUGUUGGUGAUGCUUAUAUUGAAAUCUGUGUGGCCUCUUCUUCAAGAGUCAGCCUUGAUUCUUUUGCAAACCGUUCCAACGCAUAUACAGGUCGACGCGAUUCAACAGAGGUUACUGGAAAACGUUGAUGGUGUACUGGCCGUCCACGAGUUCCACGUGUGGCAGUUGGCGGGUGAUAGAAUCAUCGCCUCGGCACACAUACGUUGUCGCAAUCUGUCCGAGUACAUGAAGAUUGCCGAACAGGUCAAAGAAUUCUUCCACAACGAGGGCAUUCAUUCCACUACUAUACAGCCUGAAUUUAUAGAUUAUCAAUCGAACAGCGAAAUCAAAGAAACUCCUACUGAAGAUUGUGUUCUCGAUUGUCCCAAAACUGACAGACCUUGCAAUCAGGCUACUUGUUGCGGUCCCUCAAAACAGUUCAAAUCCAGAAGAAAUGAACCUCUGCCCUUCAUGAAUUCCAAUACCAAUUGUCUUGGUAACUGUUUAGAUUGUGUUGCAUCUGAGACUAGUACUAUUAUGGGGAAAUUGGAAAAGGAAAAGAGAACAGGAAGAUAUAAUCGUAAAAAUCUUCGAUACCGCAAGGAUACUGGACAAGGAAAAACUGCAUAUCAAGCCAGUGGACCAGCAUACCAGGACACUAGAGGCAGCUACCAUUCACUCAACCCGGAAAAAUACAGACAAACAGAAGAAAGCACGGUACGCCAAGCCCGGACUACAGCCACAGAACACGGGAUACACGGCACGGAAGAAGGAAACAACGAGCGAAGGCAGAAGCUGAGCAACUCCAGGAAGGAUCAAAGAAGGAAGCCAUAA